Yarrowia lipolytica CLIB122 is the source of this 1335-nucleotide messenger RNA. RefSeq lists its product as uncharacterized. Gene Ontology annotation, molecular function: protein binding. NCBI's taxonomy places the organism in Eukaryota, Fungi, Ascomycota, Dipodascomycetes, Dipodascales. The record is from RefSeq and is a predicted model, not a curated record.
AUGAACCUACCAAACGAGAUUAUCGAAAUGAUAUUCAGACACUCUUCUGUUGAGACGUGUGUUGUUCUCAGCCAAACAUGUCGUUCGUUUCGAGACAUGUAUCAGUUCUCCGAGAGCUUACUCAAGCAGAAGCUGCUAGCCAGAUGCCCCUGGCUGCGUAUAAAGGAAGACGGAGUUGAAAUAGAGACUUGGGGUGAACUUGCAUAUGUCUUUUGUGCUCGGGUUCGCACCACUCACCCUCCGCUAGGACCUUGGUCUAUCGAGGGCCUCUUUUACCAUGAAAAGGGACCGUGGGAGCACGUGUUUGGAAACAUGGCCCAGGGUAGGGUCCUUCAACCUCCUCGAUUUAUGAUCCCUAAGUCUCCGGAAGACGACAUUGUCGAGAUUGAUACUACCUACCAGUUUCCUUAUGCUCCUGACUUUGAAGCGAUUCAUCAUAGGCCAGUUGCUGAAGGUGAAUAUCUAGAGGGAAACAAGAUGAUAAUCACCAACUCCAACACCGGAGUAUUUGGCGGCCAGGUUUCUGUCAAUCUAUCAACUCUGGAAAUCAAGCCAGUUGCUGAACCCAUUUUUGUCAACAAGGUCGUUCGGGACGAUCCCACAGGGCAGACCUAUUACGACUAUCUGGGAACACUGGUGCCUGUACCCGAAGGAACUAUUCAUGUUACUGAACAUGUGAACAAUAAAGAAGUUUUGUUUGUCACAGGACAUGUGUUCAUCAUGGUGCCCCUCAAAAACGGCCAACUGCAGGUCGACAAGAGAUUCUCCUUCUCCAUGAUAGGGGCGUAUAUGAUCACCCAGUUUCACGACUCAACAUUCAUCACACAGGCAACUACAAGCAGUCAGAGGAUCUACUACAUCAACCACCAGACUCGGGGGCUGACUACUGUUCUUGCAACCACCAAUGGGCUGUUUGGAGGAGACCACUGGGAGAAGUUUGCUCUUCACAAUGGCCUACUUUGGCACUUUCAGCACAAUACUUUGGUUCCUUACCAGGUUGACCUUGAGCACAUGGACGACUAUGGAUUCGCUAGUAUCCGAAUGAGGGCAGAUUGGCGUAUUUCCUGUCAUACACACGGCUUUCCUACGGGCCCUAAAUUGUUACAACGGCAAGACAAACUACAGAGGUUAGUCAGUUUGGUUUCUUUCCCCGAUAUGGUGUUUGACUUGUCUACUCGAACGUGCUACAAGCAGAAGAAAAUGGCUACCGAUCUCAGCUAUCCACACGAUCGAUACUUUGCUGGUAUUUCAGAUGGCGUCAUCAGGUUCUGGAGAUGGAGACGGACCACCGGAGCCUUUGAUCUCCCUGAAAACCAGCAUGUUAUUCAUUGGUAG